Molecule: messenger RNA, 3911 nt
Organism: Diabrotica balteata
Lineage: Eukaryota; Metazoa; Arthropoda; Insecta; Coleoptera; Chrysomelidae
Source: the annotation of a GenBank genome assembly
AUGAACUCAAUCAGGCACAACUUAUCGCUUCACAACAGAUUCAUGCGGGUUCAAAAUGAAGGCACGGGAAAAUCCUCUUGGUGGAUGAUUAACCCUGACGCAAAACCCGGAAAAUCUGUAAGACGAAGAGCAGCAUCUAUGGAAACUAGUAAAUUUGAGAAAAAACGGGGUAGAGCAAAGAAAAAAGUCGAAAUGAUAAAAAACGGCUACCUGCCCGACACAACACCUAGUCCUAGUUCAUCUGUAUCUGAGAGUUUAGACUUGUUUCCAGAUUCGCCGAUUCACAGCGGCGGUUUCCAAUUGAGCCCAGAUUUUAGACCAAGAGCCUCUUCGAACACUUCUUCGUGCGGGCGCCUGUCCCCCAUCCCUUCUGUAGGAGCCGAAUCCGAAUGGGCCACGCACAAUCAAUUUAACAGCCAAACCUAUAGUCCAGAUAUUGUACCCAGCGGUAAUUAUUCGCCAGAUCAAUUGGCGGGAAACCUCCAGCAGGGGAUGAAGCUCGAACCAGACACAUAUUUGGGGUAUAUGAAUGGGCAACCAGCACAGCCCCCUCCACCGCCAUAUACAGCUCCUUACGAACAAUUUCCUGGAUGUAGGGACCUAGGAGGCGCCAUACACGCCACCUCUCCUUACGGAUUAACGCAAUGCCCAAUCCACCGUAUCCAAUCGUGUUCUUGUAUGCAACCAAUUAAAGUAGAGAGUAUGUCACCUGCAGGCAUGUCCCCCUCGUACCCCCACUCAGAACCCUCGCCGGACCCCCUUAGCUCUCAAUAUCUAAUUAACAGAAUGCAACGACCUCCUUCGAGUAGUCCUCCUCUAACUCCGCAACCAGCACAGCAACAAAACAUCCCCUCGACGAUGAUGGGCCAGAUGAUGGCAGCGCUCAACAACAGCGCCAUCUUGGAUGACCUAAAUAUCAACGUUGAGUCGUUGCAGGGUGGCUUUGACUGCAACGUCGAAGAAUUAAUCAACCACGAACUGAACAUGGAGGGUAGUUUGGACUUUAAUUUCCCUAACCAACAACAUGCGGUACCAGCUACCGUGUCUGCACAGAACGAACCACAUACGGGAAUAACGAAUAGUCAGCCUAGUGCGCCACCUACAUACUCGACUACGGUAACGACACCGUCCUGGGUGCAUUAACAAAGAAAUUUCAGGAAAUGAAUUUCUGCAACCAUAGAAUCAAGUUUAUGUAGAUUGGUUCUGCGCCGCUAUUCUAUCUGUUGUGCAACCGUUGACAGUGUAAUCUUGUUAAAAUGAUCUCGUGUUAUGCUCAUUAUUAAUUGUUUGUACAGAAAUGAAUAUGCUUUUAUGUCUUUUCUAUUACAAGAAAUAAUGUUAGUUUUAUGAUCUAGAAGCAGACCCAAAAAGAUCCCGACACAAAUUAAAUGAAUCAAAUAUUUAUUUAUUGAUGUAUUUGACCAAAUGGUUUACUAAAUGAUCAAAUCUUUUUGCCAACAUUGAACAAAUUAUCAGUUGUUGUUGUUAAACAUUAAUGGGUUUAUACAUCCAGUUUGUUCCCAGCAAACACGUAAGCACGUUUAUUGUAGAGAAUAUUUAAUUUAGACAUUAUACUUUGCUACCUAAAGUUUUCUAGUCACCGUUUUCGUAUUCAUAGUGUAGGACCGUGAGACUAAAACAAAUCAAAUAUACUUGAAAUGUGUUAAACCAAAUUUUUUGAUUUGUACAAUUUCGGAAUCUAAAAGAAAUUUACUUGUAUCCCAUGUGUCUUCUCAAACACGAUUGUCGACAGGUUAAAUCUUACCAAUACUAACUUAGUCUUAAUAAGUUGGACUGUAAAAGUCAUGGAGAUUAUAUAUGUACCAUCUAAUUGUCUGUCAUGUAAUAGUUAACAAGUACUUUUCGUAUAUACAAUUCCCCUUAAAUACUUUUGUUUGUACUGUUAAGUGCGUCUUUAAUUUAAUAGUAAUAUCCAACAGUUUUUGGUGUUUUACUCUUUACUUUCCAGUGUCUCCAGAUCAUCGAUCCAUGGAAAAUAUCAAUAUCAGUAGCCAUUAUUUCUUCGAUUGGAUUUUUUGCUACUUUUUUGAUCUCCCUAAUGUCUCGUUUUGAAUAAUUUCUAUAUACAAUGACAACCGUUUUAUGACAUGCUGUAAAAACUAAUAUUUUUAUCUACUUUUACAUACAUGUGUUUCAUCCAAUUUUUUGAUACUGUUACUCUCCGAUUUAUUGAUUCUUCUUUGUGUUCAGGUUUUAUUUUAUAUAAUUUAUGUAACUAAAAUAUCUCCCUAUAUAUGUUGCUAACUUUUCCAUUUUCUAAUACCCUGUUACUUUCUUUUUUGCUUUCAUUUGCAUGAAUCUUUUUAUCUACCAUUUUGCAAAUAAAGUCUUAUAUUUUCACCUCUGUGAGGUUUCACGUCAGUAAUUCAUUUUACAUUUAAUUGAUUUAGGUUUAACAUCAAAGACAGUUCAACACAAUCAAGUGAUCUGAUUCCUACAUCUGUUAAAUCCCGAAUACUAGCAAAAACAUCAAUAAAGUAGCCAAAUGACCCAGUGCAACUCAUGCUGAAUAAAAUAGUACCAUCGAGAAAACCUAAUGUAUGGAUAGACAGUUAUAGUGUUUGACCGUUUGUUCAACUUAAGGCCUAACACUGUUAAGCCAUCCUAAUUAAAAUUAAUUAAUGAUAAUUUAGAGGUAGCCUACGACUAAAAAAUCUUACGAGCAAAUUUUAAUAUAACGUGUUAUUUUCCAUAAGAAAAUCUGUUAGAAUAAUAAUAUGUAAAAUCUUAGUUUCCAUGUCAGAUGAACAAACUAGGUGGAACAAUAAUGUAAGUUAUCUGAUUUGAAUGGAACUUUUUGGGUCCUCUUCCGAUCUCUGCCUUCAUUAAUUUCUCAUUUCUGGUGCCAUUUGUUCUACAGUUUUAAGUUCAUAGAUGCCAAUUUUUAUAAGGUAAGCGGUAUGGGUUGGCAGCUCAAUAUUCCCUGAAAAAAGAAAAAAAACAAAAAAAUGAAAAUGUUGUUCGAUUACUAGUAAUUUUUUUUUAAAUUUGUAAUUUAUAAGGCCAGAUUGAUUAUACAUAGUGUAAAAUAAGAGUUAAUAUAACAAUUUGAAGCAGCAUCUCGUAAGAAAAUGUCAAAAUACCGUCGACUUUUCAAGAAACAGAGUUCAAAUAUUUAUUUUGGGUGUUUUAUGCAAAGCUAGUCUUAUGAUUUGUGAAUAUAAAUGUUCUUUUUGACGAUGUAUAUAGAAAGAUAAUUUUAAAAUACAUAUAAAGUUUUAUUUGCUUAACUUUUAAUGUUGAAAACUUCAAGUCAGCUCUAAAAUUUUAUAAGUGUCGUUAAAUCAUAAAAUCAACAUUAGGUAAAUAUGUUACAGCAUAUAUCACAGUCAUUAAAUCGUACAAUUACAUAUAAAUGCCAGAUACUAAAGUUUGUUACAUAAUUUGGCAUAAUUUGUUAAAAACACUUUUUAAACGGAUUUCAUUGUUUUGUGAGUGUCAAACUGUCAAAAGCUUUGUGUACUUACCUGCUAUUACAUAUGUUAUACUGUUACUACUUGGACGUUUCUUUCCUCACGUGAUCACUUUUAUUAGUCUGCUUGAGGUUUUUAAUAAAACAAGGAUCUCUUUCUGAUUUUUACGUACCAGUUUUUAAAAAAUUUCACCUUUAUGUUGUCCGCAAUAACCAUAUUUGGCGCAGUCUGUAGGAUAAAACCCACAAUUUUAAAAACUAGUACGAAACUAAAACUUAGAAAUGGAUCGAAUUUUUUAUUAAAUAACUAUUUGGACUCUAUAUUACAUAUAUUUUUUUUGUAUAUAGCAUAGUGUUAGUUGUUAGGUGCUUCGUGUACCUCUUUUGUUGAUUUAUUUUUGAUUUUUAUAAAUAUUAUAUAAUACACAUUAUAUAUUCAUUUCAUUCUCGUCAUGCGGUACUGGUCAUAUGAUUCGUG